This is a messenger RNA of Colletes gigas, 1231 nucleotides long. RefSeq names its product D-aspartate oxidase (gene Daao1). Lineage: Eukaryota; Metazoa; Arthropoda; Insecta; Hymenoptera; Colletidae. The transcript has 7 exons. The record is from RefSeq and is a predicted model, not a curated record. The coding region runs from base 74 to 1084 and encodes 336 amino acids. Gene Ontology annotation, molecular function: D-amino-acid oxidase activity; FAD binding.
GUAACCAUACAGUUCAAUAUAUUUUAACUAGAACCGAUAAGAGGUAAAGUUUUAGUUCGAAGGAAAUAGAAUAAUGAAAGUGGCUAUCGUUGGAGGCGGAGUGGUCGGUUUAACAACGGCUUUGCAAUUGCAACGAGAAUUACGUAAUGCCCAAGUUACGGUUUUUGCUUCAGACUUUGAUCGCACCGUCAGCCAUGUUGCUGCCGGGAUAUUCAGAGUCGGCUCUUCGUACUCUGGACCAACUGAAAAGAUAACCAGGGAAUGGAUACAAGACUCGUACGAAUAUUACGAUGAUAUCCGUAAAACGCACGAAGCUUCGUUCGCUGGAGUAACAAGUAUCUCCGGUUACAUGUUUGCCAACUCCUCUCCGGAAACCGUUAAGAGUCACUGGAUCGAGAAUUUGGUGCCAGUAUACAGGAGAACUACGAACGAGGAGUUUCAAUUGGUUGGUGGUAACUGGAAAUAUGGAUCGUUCUUCACGACUCUCCUUACAGAUUGUAGACUGUACCUUCCAUGGGCACGCAGAAAAUUACAAGAAAACGGAGCAAAACUGGCGAUUAAAAAACUGGCUUCCUUUGCAGAAUUGGCUACAGACUGGAACGUGAUUAUAAAUUGUACAGGUUUUGGUGCACGAUCCCUGUGUAACGAUAGACGUCUUGUUCCUAUACGUGGCCAAGUAAUCAAAGUAGAGGCACCGUGGCUGAAAACAUUCUUUUACGGCGAGUUGGACACUUACAUUAUACCAGGAUUUAAUGGUACGGUCACCCUCGGUGGCUCGAGAAGUUUCGAUUCCGAAAAUAUGAAACUCUGCCCACACGAAUCGGCGGCAAUUCGCGAGAGAUGCGAGAAUUUCGUGCCAGCCCUAAAAAGGGCCACAGUUUUACGCGAGGAGGUCGGUCUGAGACCGCACAGGGAAAACAAUGUCAGAGUAGAGGCCGAGCACAUUACAAACGGAUCAUCCAAAGCCAUUCUGGUGCAUAAUUACGGGCACGGUGGAUACGGAGUAUGUACAGCCCCUGGAACUGCCAAGUACGCCGUGACAUUAGCAAGGGAAAUGCAUGGGUCCUCUGUUGCAAAAUUAUAAUCAAUGAACAAGUCCAAACUGCUUAAAAACUGUUCCAUUCAAGAUGUGUGUAUCAGGAGCUGUCCAAAUUCGCUGAUUGUUCACGCAGUUUGACAAUCCAAGUUGAGUAUCCGUAUAUCCUUACCAAUAAAGUAAUUAUACUCGGGG